Molecule: messenger RNA, 3380 nt
Organism: Exaiptasia diaphana
Lineage: Eukaryota; Metazoa; Cnidaria; Anthozoa; Actiniaria; Aiptasiidae
Exons: 10
Coding region: 64-2217 (717 amino acids)
Biological process (GO): signal transduction
Source: RefSeq, a predicted model, not a curated record
AUGAAGUGAAUAUUAUACGGUGUUAUCUACAGAUGAUUCUUAUGUUUACUUAGAAGCACAAAUAUGGGAACUGGGAGCAGCAAAGUCGUGAUAAAACGAGUGGCAAAAGUCGAUUAUAGCGCUGUCAACGCGGCGCUUUCAGAUGAAAAGGACGAUACGAAYGAUGUAAACAAACAACUCGAACAGAAUGCGAACAUCGAGGCUCAAAAAGAUCCAAAAGAGAUAUCAGAGAAUGACUCAAACCAAAAAAGAAAUGAAAUCAUUUCAUCGCCUCAACCAGAAGAACCUCAGACGAUCGAAGUGAAACCAGUUUCAAAAACGCUCAAUGCAACUAAGGAAAAACUAAAGACGAAAGGUUUCACUGAUGAAGUGCUAGCGACACAUUGYGACGAAUCACCGGCUCAUUUCGACGAUUUUGUAAAGUUGUAUGAACAUGUUCAAAAGAUUAAAAAGAAUAUUCAGGAUGAUGAUUUUGUUUCUUUGACAACAACCUCCGUUAAAAAGAUCUCAUCAUUAUACGAAAAAGAAAGAUCAGAGAAAAUUAAGAAAGGGAAUAUGUUGGCCGAAAUCGGUUUUCCUGAAGUCUUCAGAGAUCUUUAUGACAAGCUUAUCGCUACAUUCCCGAAACUACUAACAUAUGACAGAGAAGAAGACGAGGAACACAAAGAUGAUGAAAGUCUUAAACCACUCCUAAAAGCUCAGGAUCUAUUGGGGUCAUAUCUUGUUGUCACGAUUAACUACACAGACUUUUGUGACAACCUUAAUGUUGCUUUUGGUAAUGCUGACCUUAUCUCACGGUUUGUAGAUAUGGUCGACAAAGUCAAAGAUUGUACUCCAUAUCAUGUCAAGUAUAUGGAUAUUAAUGGCAGUAUUUCMAAGAAAUAUCAAAGGGGAAACUUUCUUUCAAGGGGACUUGGUACUCUUCACAAUUUAAGCAAGCGUGUCCAAACAAGACCAAAGUUUGCAGAAUGUGAUGCUGUUAAAAUUCUUCUCCCAAUUACUGAGGAUAAAGUUACAAUUUUUGCCACAAAAGCUCUUCUAAUUUUAGCUUACUUGAUUGAUGAAAGCAAUAAUGAAUUGAUCAUGGCAAAUAAAGGACCAAUCAAGUUCUUGAUCCUGGGAAUUGACAAAGCCAUAACCAAGAGUUCUAGCCACAGAUAUUUGGGAUUCUCUAGUGCUGAACUCGCUGAAGGCUUGGCGCAAAUGGCAAUCAAUGAUACCAACAAGAAAACGAUUGUCAACAACAAUGCGCUUCCUAUCAUAAAGAAAAUGAUCGAAAAAGCGCUUCGUGAUGAGGAGACGAUCGAGGCUGUUGAACUUCUUUGGGUGCUCGCUUUUGAUGAAGAUAACCGAGACAAAAUGAAGAAAACUGACGGAUUGGUUGAUUUAUUGAAAACACUGAAAGAUAGCGAUAACGAUAUGAUAACGAAAGCCGUUUCCGGUGCAUUGUGGGAAAUAGAGGGGAAGCAAGGUUUGGAUUCCUCUGCAGAGAUGAAACAUUCAGAUAAAAGCAAGCACGUCAUGAUCAGUUACCAGUGGGACGUUCAAAAGACAUUGAUACAAGUGAGAAAACGACUAAUGACAGCUGGUUACAAGGUGUGGAUGGACUUAGAACAAAUGGGAGGAUCAACACUCGAGGCUAUGGCACGAGCUGUGGAGAACUCGGCUGUUGUACUCGUUUGUGUUUCUCAGAAAUAUAAAGAAAGUUCGAAUUGUAGAUCAGAGGCAGAAUAUGCCUUCCAGCUUAAAAAGGACAUUGUACCGUUGAUGAUGGAGAACAACUAUAGACCUGACGGCUGGCUUGGUAUGAUUAUGGGCUCAAAACUCUGGAUUGAUUUUGCGCAAGGUCAAAGAAAAAUGGAUACUAGCGUCCGUGAUUUAGUCAAAGAGCUUGGGGCCAGAGGCAAAGCUGGAAGCGAAGAUUUGGUUGAAGCUGUUAAUGUAGACACAGUGGACGCAGUACUAGAAGAACGAACAAAAGUUGACAUCAGUGGCUGGAAAAACAAAGAGGUCAUGGACUGGAUCAGCAGUUUUGGCCUUGAAGUCAAGAAAAAAAAUUCCUUGAAAAAGCUCAAUGGGCCUUUCUUGACACGUCUGCAUGCAUUACGCAAUGAGAGCCCCGACUACUACUACACUUCUCUUAGAGAUGAUGUAGGCAUCUACGACGUCUACAGUAUUUUAUCAUUUACAGACGAGCUGGAAAAACUUAUCGGAUAAAUCAUUCAUAAAUUAUUCCUAAUUGAGCAAUCACUUGCACGCUGAAAUGGAUGAUGGGAAAAGAGUUAUUAUUCAUACGACCAAGUUCAUCCGACCACGCAUUUUUCACAGAAUGGCGCUCUAUAGAAGAGACAAAUAAGCAAAUUGAACACAAUCCACAACCCACAAAUAUUAGACGCACAUAUUCUGACUCAAUGUCAAUAGAUUGUGGGUUACGAGUGAAUUGAGUCAGAAUAUAGGAGAAAUGUGACAAAAAAAGUUCUGGGGCUGCAGUCACGCACCCUCAUAUGACAUGGACCUACGUUUUACGUUCGUUAACGGAUUAAAUUAUUAAUUAUUUAUAUAAUUAUUAAUUUAUYAUUGUAGGUAGUCAAUUUGAUUAUGCAUCUCGGGCCACCGGGAAGGACUGGGAAUCAACAUAAUUUAUCCAUGAAUAUAAGAAUCAAGGGGAAAAGCUGCCUUUUGGCCUCCAAGGACCGGGAAAUACCCUGGUAUUGCCCGGAGGUUUAGGGACCGUGGUUUUAGAUAUCUGAUGCAUAAAGGCAGGUUAUAGGCAUAGGAAAAGCAAGAAUACACAGCAUGUAUCACAUUUUAUUUAUAUAUUAUGAUUCAAAAAAAGGCGGAACUCCUUAACUAUUCAUUUAACUAUUUAUUUAUGCAAAAAAUUGGUAUUGCUGCACAGGGAGUAGGCUAGUCGGUGAAUAGCAAUUGUUAUCCAAUAAGUGUACCGCAAUAUUUCCAAUCCUUGUAGGGUAUUAUCAGAUUUUUAUGUAUUUUUUUAUCUGAAAUAUUUUGAUCUUGUAUAAACAUGACUUUGUUUACAAAGCAUUGAAACGCAACGGAAGUUCCAUUAUGGACCUUAUUCGAAAGUAAUUUUCACGACACUUUAAUUUCGCAAUUUUCUCGAUUUGUAAAAAAAUGGGAAAUUAAAAAAAAAAACACAAAAAMGUUCAAGCAAAGAAGCCCAUACCUUUAAGGAAUUAUUUGGCAAAAACGUCAAAAAUAAUGUCCACGAUGACUGUUUCGAUAUUUUUCACGAAAUUAAGUGUCCRCGAAAAUUAGUACGAAUAAAGUGCUUAAGUUCUAUAUUUUUACCACCACUUUCAAGUUUUAACGAUGUAUCAUUUAUAUACUGUCAAACAAUAAACUCACUCACUUUGUAA